This is a messenger RNA of Pteronotus mesoamericanus, 636 nucleotides long. It is a transcript of the gene SMIM11, whose product is annotated as small integral membrane protein 11. The record is from RefSeq and is a predicted model, not a curated record. Bases 269 to 442 code for a protein of 57 amino acids. The transcript has 5 exons. Lineage: Eukaryota; Metazoa; Chordata; Mammalia; Chiroptera; Mormoopidae.
UUCCCUGCGGUGCUGCGGGAGCCCUGGUUUGCUUCCCCGCCGGGCGCACAGCUUCCGUCCCUUGGAGCUGUAAGUGGGUGACGUCGGAAUCAGCAGAUGGACGGAGGCCCCAAGAGGGAGGCCACUUACCAGAGUGCGUAGUUUCUUCAUCCAGAGGUCAAGCCUCCCGCCUCUUGGGCCCAGCGCGGCCUGGCCUUCCGGCUCCUCUUCCUCAUGCGCGUGUCCACAGCUCUGCAUUGACCAGGAGUGACUUCUCAGUUGGUCCAGCAUGAACUGGAAGGUUCUGGAACACGUGCCUCUGCUGCUGUACAUCUUGGCAGCGAAGACAUUGAUUCUCUGCCUGGCCUUUGCCGGAAUCAAGAUCUACCAAAGGAAAAGGCUGGAAGCAAAGCGGCAACAACUGGAAGCUGAAAAGAAGCAAUCAGAGAAGAAAGACCACUAGAGGGAAGCUGAAGGCCUCGCGCUGGCAGGGCGGCUCGUGGACUCCGGCCCAGGAGGAGGAGGCGGCGUUCUGGUUGCUGAGUGAUGUGUCAGAAGAUAAGCUUCUAGCUUUUAGCUUUCACGUAAAAUGAUGUGAACUGUUGCUUUUCAAAGAACCAUGUUUUCUUGAGUAAAAUAAAAUGCCUUUGUAAAAAA